Messenger RNA from Prunus armeniaca (apricot), 204 nucleotides. NCBI's taxonomy places the organism in Eukaryota, Viridiplantae, Streptophyta, Magnoliopsida, Rosales, Rosaceae. The record is from the annotation of a GenBank genome assembly.
AUGAUCCAUCAAUUCCUGAUAUCCGUCAAUUUCUUUAAUACCGUCAAUUCCAUCCUCGCAGGUCUCGGAAACACAAAGUUAACCGAGCCGCAUUCCUUGCAGGUCUCAGAGAUAAAACUUCAAUCUAAGCCGCAAUCCUCGCAGGUCCCGGAGACACCAAGUCCAUCCGAGCAGCAUUCCUUGCAGGUCUCAGGGGACCAUUAG